ACACCUGAGCGGAAAACCGUGCUUCUUAAAACAAGCGGAAGUCCUUUCAACAACAUUGUUACCUCGAUGAUAAACUUGUCCAACCCACUGGAUACUCCAGUGUGCUUCAAGGUGAAAACAACCGUACCCAAAAGGUAUUGUGUAAGACCUAGCAGUGGGAUUUUUUCGGUCAUUUUUACCCUCCCAGUUAUGCUUCAACCGUUUAGUUAUGAUCCAAGUGAAAAGACGAAACAUAAGUUUAUGAUUCAAAGCAUGAUUCUCCCUGAGGAUUGUGACAAUUUUGACGCUGUCUGGAAGAAUGCGGAUCCUGCCAAAAUCAUGGACUCGAAACUUAUUUGUAUUUUAAGAAUGGCUGGAGAGCUUGUCGUUCUACCAAGUCAUGAAUUAUUGUUUGAAGGUAAUUUCUCGGUUAACAGAUCACUAGCUUGGUAUCAGGACCGUUUACCCAGCCAGUUCAGUCUAUCAUCACACUGA
Messenger RNA from Echinostoma caproni, 474 nucleotides. The record is from the annotation of a GenBank genome assembly. Lineage: Eukaryota; Metazoa; Platyhelminthes; Trematoda; Plagiorchiida; Echinostomatidae.